UUUUUGGAUCAAGGUUUUAAUGUAGGCUGCAACUUUCUCAUCGUUUCAUAAAUUAUUACAUUAAUUGUAUUUGAUCUGCAAACUUUCUUUUUAUUGCUUUGAAGAUUUAACCCUAAAUUUGACACUUUGCAUGCCGGUUUCUUUCCAGCGAAUAGUAAAAGUCGGGAGGAGCAUGUACAAAACCGCAAUGAAACUUGAUCCAUGUACCUUACACAUCGCUGACCCACACACACACUCGCACCACCUGUUUCAGCCCACAUAACCUGAUCCAGAGUAGGCUACACAAUCUGACAGAAGUUUUCCAGCAACACAAGAAGAAUCACUGGAUCCGGUCUGUUCUACCGAGACCAGCUGCAAGGUAGACCAACAUCUGAUAAGUGACACUUCUGAACACUAUUCUGAACAUUGGGAAUCCACUGCAUUUGUGGGUGAACCAGAAACAUUGUGAAAGAAGAAACUCUGAUAAAACGGGGCACAAAAAGAAGCUGUCGCCAAAUCAAAUCAAUGAUGGUUUUGAAAAAGCUUCUGCUUUUCGGGAAACAGCUGCUAAGGUUGAAGGUUGUCGACUGCAACUCAGAGGAUUCGCGACUCUCCCGAUGCUUGAACACCUUUGACCUGGUGGCUCUUGGUGUGGGCAGCACCUUGGGAGCUGGGGUGUAUGUCCUCGCUGGAGCCGUGGCCCGAGAAAACGCAGGACCGGCCAUCGUCCUGUCGUUCCUCAUCGCAGCCCUGGCCUCAGUGCUCGCGGGCCUCUGUUAUGCAGAGUUUGGGGCGAGAGUGCCGAAAACGGGCUCAGCGUACCUGUAUAGCUAUGUGACUGUUGGGGAACUAUGGGCCUUUAUAACUGGCUGGAACCUUAUACUUUCAUAUGUUAUAGGUACAUCAAGUGUCGCCCGAGCUUGGAGUGCCACAUUUGAUGAGCUGAUUGGAAAACAAAUUGAGCAUUUUUGUAGACAGUACAUGUCCAUGAAUGCUCCGGGCAUUCUGGCGGAGUACCCAGAUAUGUUUUCCGUAUUCAUCAUCCUUACUCUCACAGGCCUGCUUGCCUUCGGGGUGAAGGAGUCAGCCAUGGUCAACAAAGUGUUCACCUGCAUCAACGUCCUGGUGCUGUUGUUCAUGGUUGUAUCUGGACUGGUUAAAGGUACACUGAAGAACUGGCACCUGGACCCUGAUGAGAUUCUCAGUGGAAACAAUUCCACCAUUAAUGCUACACAGCCCCUGCCAUCAAAAGAGAUUCUGGGUGAAGGUGGCUUCAUGCCUUUCGGCUUCACAGGGGUCUUAUCAGGGGCAGCUACCUGCUUUUACGCCUUUGUUGGGUUCGACUGCAUCGCAACUACAGGUGAGGAGGUGAAGAACCCUCAGAGAGCCAUUCCCAUUGGCAUCGUCUCCUCCCUCCUUAUCUGUUUUGUAGCAUACUUUGGUGUAUCAGCAGCCCUCACCUUGAUGAUGCCGUAUUACAUGCUGGAUAAGAACAGCCCUCUUCCUGUGGCCUUUAAGUACGUCGGCUGGGAAGGAGCCACGUACGCUGUGGCAGUAGGCUCCCUUUGCGCCCUGUCUACCAGCCUGCUUGGCGCCAUGUUCCCCAUGCCCCGUGUCAUCUGGGCCAUGGCUGACGAUGGCCUGCUCUUCAAAUUCAUGACUGGGAUCAACGAAAGAACAAAAACACCCAUACACGCCACUAUAACAGCAGGCUUUGUCGCAGCUAUUAUGGCUUUCCUGUUUGACCUGAAGGACCUGGUUGAUUUGAUGUCUAUAGGAACUCUUUUGGCCUACACGCUGGUCGCUGCCUGUGUUCUAGUACUCAGGUACCAGCCCGAGCAGUUUUCUCAUACAGAUCACACAGCUAGCACACAGGAUGACAUGGAAAUGUGCAUGACCAUAAGUACACCUAGCAUGGGGAUUCUUCCCGGCAUAGAAGAGCGUUUGAGCUUCAAAACAAUGCUCUUCCCCGACAUCACUGAACCCUCCAACCUUUCAGGCUUCACUGUUAACGUCUGUACGAGUCUGCUUGGUCUGCUGAUCUUCAGCUUUAGUCUGUUGGCCGUCCAGUGUGGAAGUGCAGUGUGGAAUAUUGUCAUUCUCAGUGUCCUGUUCAGCAUGUGUGUCAUUGUCACAUUUAUCAUCUGGAGACAACCUGAGAGUAAAACCAAGCUCUCUUUUAAGGUUCCUUUACUUCCAUUCAUCCCAGUGGUCAGCAUGUUUGUCAAUGUGUACCUGAUGAUGCAGCUGGACAGGGGUACCUGGAUACGAUUUGCCAUCUGGAUGUCUAUAGGACUCAUAAUCUACUUUGGCUAUGGAAUUUGGCACAGUACUGAAGCCACACUGGCCCAUACCAGUAUGGAAGAGGAGCUGAGUGUGUACAAACCCACCUGCAGUCUAAACAGGGACAGUGUGACCCCGGAAAAGGAGGCUUUCCUCUGUAACGGAUCACGAGUUGAUGAGGACGGAGAUCUCUAAUAUGGAACAGUGUUACAUUAUUUGCUCAAACUUUACAUGAAAGCACACCGCCGGGAGGUUGUGAGGAGCACAGGCCGUUGGAAUUGAAUCAGAUUGAGCUCAAUGAUCCUUUUAACAAUGUCACUUCCUUGUGACAAAGUCUAAGAGCUUUGUAAAGUGCACACUACAUGGGUGGAAGUUUUUGAUUAUUCUCGCAACUCAAUGGUUUUGUUUCCUACUUCAGAAAUCUUGAAGAAACCAAAACAGGCGCAGGGCCUUUUAUUGAGUGGUUGUGGAGUAAAAAAAAAAAAAAAAAAAAAAAUGCCAUCCAUAA
Molecule: messenger RNA, 2770 nt
Organism: Cyprinus carpio (common carp)
Lineage: Eukaryota; Metazoa; Chordata; Actinopteri; Cypriniformes; Cyprinidae
Product: high affinity cationic amino acid transporter 1-like
Exons: 12
Coding region: 505-2457 (650 amino acids)
Biological process (GO): transmembrane transport; amino acid transport
Cellular component (GO): plasma membrane
Molecular function (GO): amino acid transmembrane transporter activity
Source: RefSeq, a predicted model, not a curated record